Messenger RNA from Oldenlandia corymbosa var. corymbosa, 2604 nucleotides. Lineage: Eukaryota; Viridiplantae; Streptophyta; Magnoliopsida; Gentianales; Rubiaceae. The record is from the annotation of a GenBank genome assembly.
AUGGAGCUCCCUGAAGGAACACUGACCAUAUUUAAAAAUAAAAAAUCAACCCAAGAAGAACAGUCCCCUGGUCAAAGUCCAAGGCCCCACAACUUACUAAGGAAACCAAAGAGACAGAAGAGCACACCGACAGGAAAUCCAAAGCAACUUGUGGUUGCUGAUGACAAUGAUGAUAAAAAGCCCAAAAAGAAAAGAACGAAACCUGAGAACAACAAACUGAUGAUUGGUCAAGAUCCACAGCCAAUCAGUUCUGAAGAUUCUGUCAAGAAAUUUGAGACCAGGAUGACACCAAUCCAUCUCUUCCAGCUCAUCAUUGAAAUCAAUAAACCAACGGAUCUUACAAAAGAGCCAGAUGCGGUAGAUUAUCGCCAACUACAAAGGCAGGCUAUUAGAGAUAUGGGAUUUGGCGCCUUGUUGGAUCUCAAAAUCAAAAAUAUUUCAACAGUCUUAUGUAGUUUUCUGGCAAACAAUUUCCAGACCAGUGUGAGACAAGGCCCAUUGAAUGGCAAUAAUGUACUGGAUAUCAAACAGGAAGAUGUUGUUACUAUACUUGGUCUUCCUCAUGGACCCAAACCAGUGGAAGAAUUCAAACAUAACGAUCCCGCUAUAACGGACCACGUUGAGAUGGUGGAUGCAUUCAAGAAAAGAAUGGGAUACAGUAAUAAAUUCCUGCCAACGAGAUCCACGGCGGCACAAUUAAUUGCUGGUCGAAAAGAUUUUGGUGAUGACUUCAAACGAGAUUUCCUAGUCUUCGUUGUGAGCACAUUCCUACAUGGAAACACCACCUCCAGGAUUACAAUGAACAUCCUGAAGUCCCUUGUGAACAUGAAUGAGGUGACAGAAUACAAUUGGUGUCAAUAUGUGAUUGAUGCACUGGUCAAAGGAUGCAAAAGUCAUCACGAUGGGAAACCAUUCACCGGCCCGAUCACUUUUUUUCUGUUGUGCUACCUUGACAGGUGUAAGUAUGAGAGAGCACAUCCGAGGUCAUUCCCUGUGAUCAAAUGUUGGGAUCAAAAGAUGUUGGACGACAGAUUAAGGCUUCAGGGAAGCAAUUUCACAGAUGUCCAGACACUUGAACGUCUCAAGAAACCGUCCUCAGCAGCAUCCCGAGAUGAACACCCAGAGGGGGAAUCACAGAAGAAGGAUACACAGACCAACCCCAACACACAGCAAGACCUUGCUGCUCUUUAUGAAAAUUUCUACCAAUUGAUUAUCACGAUAAGCAAAACUGUUUUACACAUACUUGAGAAGGAAAUGGAGUUAAAAAUCGAACCAGAUGAACAAGCAAAGCGUACAAUCAAGAUCCUAACAGAUGCAAUGGUGUCGAUGAGUAGAAAGAUGCCUCCGCCUCCAAGUACAACGCAACACCAACAAGAGCAGCAGGAAGACCAGCAAGACCUCCAGGAUGCACAGAUUUACAUUGAAAUUGACAAAGCACAGGGACUGGAGCAAUUGAACCAGACAAAUGAUGAGGAUUCUCUUCCAGUGGGGAAAUCCGUGCCUACUUCAAAAGAAGUGGUGGUUGAUGAACAACAAACUCAACCACAAGCACAUGGAACGAAUAUCUCCACAACAGAAAAGAAGAGAUCCCAUCAAGAUUCCACCGGCUGGGAUUCAGGUGUGACAUCCACCUAUACCAGAAGGUCGAGAAGCAUUGGUACCAAGAAAAGGAAAGUAUUCAAAGACCCAACUAUCCCACACUUUAACAUGGGUAUCUUCUCCAGUCAGGAAGACAGUUACGAGACAACCCAGGAGAAGAACACUGAGGAAGAUAUCACAGGAAGUGUUAAUUUGGAUAAAGAUGUCAAUGAGACUAUAGAAGCAGAAGAAUAUCCAGUACCAUCUGCACUCGACGAAACAAAGAAUCCCACUCCUUCCAUCGAUGAAAUCAUAAGAAGGGCCAGUUCACCAGCUUCAAACUCAUUAAGUGAUACCAAAAAACUAGAGAUGAUUGCCGCUGCUGCAGAAGAAGUUGAGAAGAACUCAAAGGAAGCUGAUGAGCUUGAUGAAGAGUUAACAAAGACAGUGGAAAAGAUCCUCAAUGAAAAACCUAAGAGGAGAAAUCCACCAAGAGUCCACCGGUUGCCCGAACGGUUCAGGAAACUCUUGUUUGAAUUUGGAAAAAUCAUUUGGGCUGAAAGGACAACAUUCUAUUCCAUGAGGGAAGGGACAUGGAUAGAAAACAGCAUCAUAGAUGCUUGGGCUGUCAUCCUAAACAAAGAAGAAGCUAAGAGUGACUCCCCAAGACGGAUAUUCUUUGGUGUUUCGUCAUUUGGCAGUAACAAAGAGGAAAUCGAGUUCACAUUCUAUGAGAGGUUGGGUCUUGAACUAGAAGAACAAGGCCUUACUGUAACAUCCAUGUUAGCGGCAAAAGCUUUUCGGUUCUUCAAAAGCUACGUUGCAUUCGUGUUUCCACGCAUAGAACUGGUCAGUGCUCAGUACACCUUCACAGAGGUUACGCUACCAUCGCAUAAGGACAAAACGCCGAAUGCAGAAAAUUGUAGAAUAUACACAAUGCACCACAUGGAGCGGUAUGAUGGUGGUGAGUACGAGGAUGGUACUACUUUGGAUUUCAACACCGGAAACAUCAAAGAGUGCAGGUAG